GCAUACACUGCGGCUUCAGGUUCAUGUUCUGAAUGUGCUGAUGAUUGGAAAGCUUUUUUCUGCCGUCCAAAUCGCUCUCCUUGCUCUAAAAUCCACCUCCGGCUAAGCAACCAUGUACAACUUGUCUUUUUAUUCAAUAUGAUGUAAUAUUUUUGCUUGAAAACAGAAUUUUCACCAACAAAUCAACGAAGAAUGGCGGAGUAAAACAAGUGGAGACUACAACUGAAUUUGUGUGUGGUCUGUUGAUCGAAAUAUUAUUCAAAAAUUCACCAAAAUCCACAAGCUGAUGGAAUACCGCUCAGAUGACCCAAGAACUUUCUAUCCUGAAAUUGCGAAGCAAUCGGAACUACUAGCCAAGGAUUUUAUCACAUACCGGCUCGGAAAAAACCCAAUGCCUGCGAACUCAGUAGCGGAAACUUUGCGAAAAUUGGCGGACAAAAUAGAGGAGCAAUACCCCACACUAUUGAACCAUUUAUGUCAUAAACUAAACCUCUCUAGAACCACCGCUUACGCAACAUUUGUGGAAAUAGCUAGUGAAGUUUUUGCCGAUGGGAUAAAUUGGGGAAGAAUUGUUGUAUUGUAUGCUUUUGGUGGACGGCUCGCUGUAUACUGCGAGCACCAUAAUAUGAAGGACUUAGUCGAUCUCGUGGUCAGUUGGGUAGCCAAGUAUGUUGGUGGACUYAGUGACUGGAUAGACAAUGAAGGCGGAUGGGAGGGACUGAACAGACAAUUCCAGGAAAAAACAAAUGACAGUUCUUGGUGGAAAGGUGUAUUUAUUGCAACUCUAGGUAUUGGUACAUUGGCAGCUCUUGUGUGUUCACGGUAGAAUCUCUUGUGGGACMAGUUGUAUGAAGGGUGACUAGUGCUAUCCACUAGAUAAAAUCUAUCUAUAGAAUGGGUAUACUUUUUGUGGUGGACAACUCUAUGGACCCUUUGUACAACUGGUCCCUGGUGUUGUUAUGGUAACCUUAUCUGACAUGUAUAUUAUUUAUAAUAUGGGCAUAUUGAUGGAGAAAUUUGAAUGGUCACAUGCAUUGUAUUCAUAGGUGAUCAAAUUUCAAAUUCUCCUUCUAAACAUAACGAAUUGCAAGGUGAAUUUGAAAAUUGAUUACUAUUGCAUGUUCCAAUUGUAUGUAUGUAAGAAAUAUAAAGGACUGUAUGAGAAUUGUGUUAGUUUAAUACUGAAUUAAUGAUUGAAAUUAUUCUCCUUUUGUUUAGCUUAAGUGAGAAUUUAUUCUUUGAUCAUUGAUUGUUCUUGUUCAGAGCAAUAGCAUUUAAUUGAGAGUAAAAAUGAUGAGUAUAUAGUGUGUUAAAAAGUUGUUAUAAAGGGUGGCAUAAAAACUGGAAAAAUGCAUAGUCAAUAACUUGAAUGACAGUCAUGGUAAACUUUAGUAAUCCCUACAUUUUUAUUCCCUACACUAUGUGUGCAUUUAAUACUUGAUUUGAAAACUGGUCAAUCCUGUUUAUCAUGUUAAAAUACCCUUACUAGUGAUAUCAGACAAAGAGAACAGAAAUGAUGCUAGCAGACAGAAAUAUUUUAGAAAUGUUAGUAGUGUUUUGUUCAUUAAGCAAUUAAAUGACAUGGUCUUUCUUGCAGCAGGCACCCUCCUAACACAAAUGUACGAAUGUAUCAUGAAUGUUUCUGACAUAUUAACUCCUGCCAUUCCUUAAUUUAAUACACUCCCCUGUCAAAGUAUUGAUCAAGAUAUAUGUCAUAACUUGCAAUGUCAUUUUUGAUUGGCUCUUUGCAUAUUCUUUACUAGAUAUUUCUGUUUCUUUGCUGCUUUUUUGUUAGYAUAUUAAAACUGCAGGAUUACUGACAUUGAUAUACAGUAUUAGUAGGAAACAGACAGUACUAGUUGCAGCCACUUGCAUUCAGUGCAUGGAACAAAAGCAACAAUUCCUUCCCUAAAUUUAGACUUACAAGCAACUUGGAAUGAUAGUGCAGUAAGAUCAGUUUCUUACUUAUAUGAGAUAUACUCUAUAAUGUACAGUUUGAUGGCAUCUUAAUAUAUUCAAUAUUUACCUGAACUCAGUUAAUUGAAUGCAAUAAAACUUAUAUCAAAAAUAGCUAUGUAAUGAAUAUAGCUAAAUAUUAUAGUUAAAAGUAUUGAAAAAAACUCUUUAAUAGUCAAUAUUUAGCUUUUCUCAAUAACGCUAACUACAGACUGAACUAUCUGAUAUUUAAUAGGAUAUCUGAUGGUAUUGGUUUCUAUCAGAAACCUAUAAGGACUUGAAAUGUGUAAUACCAUGCCAACCGUUGGAAUAUUCAAAUCUAAUUUGCAUCUCAUUUCCUUAUUUGGAACAAUUAAAUUUAUCUUAUAGCCAACCAGAAAGGGCCAAUUAUGGUCAUAGUAUGGUCAUACCAUGUUCGUUUUCAAAUUUUUUAAUGAGCUUUGAAUAAUUUGACACUUGGUACUAAAGAAAUGUAUGGGUGUCACACGUUUCAAGUCCCUUAUCGGUUUCUGUUUCUAUAUGAUUGUGUAUGACUAUGACUUAAAAAUUGACUUUUGUAGCAUCUCGCUCUUGAUUUAUUGACCGCCUUUCUUGAAAUCCCUUUUCUCAAAACCUCUUAAAAUGUUUUCUUGUGUUUGAAACAAGAACAAAUUGCAACUAGAUUUGAAAAUCUUAGUUAAGACCAACAGCUUGAAAUACAGCUUGAAAAUGAAAAAUUCCUAAUUGUUUAAAAUUAAAUUGAUUACAAAAAUCAAAAUAGGUAUUCCAUUCAAGCGAACGCAUUCAAGCUUGUCAUGUUUAGCAAAAUGUGACUUGAUUAUGUGGAAUAUUAAAAAUCUUUCACCACACUUAGGUUUAUUACCUUAUUAUGGGUAAAGUUAUUGUUAGUUUAGGUAUGAAGUUUAAGUUUAAUUGACGUAUUUAAGGAUAUUUAGUGUUUAUGUAAAGGUAAUAUUAUUACAUUCCAAUUAAUCUUUAAAUAUACGCGGAAUGAUAUACCAUAUUUCUUUCUUUAUCAUUCUUUACAUCUUCCCUUAAUUGUAGGCCACUCUCACUAGCUUUUAACAACAUAUGAUAUUGGGUUGAUUUAUACCUGGUUUACAGACACUAAAACACAACAUAAUGAUUGUUAUUUUUAUGUAGUUAGUAUGUAUCUUUAUUUUGCCACUCAACAGCAAUUAAUCRGUGAUAGACAGUACUUAUCAAUGCCCAAGUUUAUCAAAUUUAAUACUGUAAAAAUGUAUGAAUAACACAAUUGCACACAUUUGUAUAAAACAAAUUGUUUGCUGUCGCAUAACAUUACUAUUAGAUAGCAGUUUCAGCUGUUUCAAAAAAGUUAUCAUCAUCAAAAGUGGAUAAAAAUAAUAAUUCUGGCUUAAUUCAGACCCAGAGUUAAUCUGUURAUAUGAAARCAUUUAAAAAUAAAAUUUCUAUUGCCACACGAUGUAGUGAUCAAAAACAACCUUUUUCGAAAUAGCUGUGCGCAUAGUAUUUACAUUAUAAAGAAAUGUGUGUUUAAUUUGUAACCAAACGCCAUKCUGUGUCUGUCUGUUUAUAGAUAGCACUUUGUUCAUAUAUCCACAUAAUUUAAGCAGUUGUAUAAAUUCAAAGUCAAAAUGAUGAUGCUGCAGCAUGAAGAGUUCGUUAAUGAUCUCGUUUAGUGCAGAUUUGUAGGCCUUUGUGGGCCCUUUAGAUAAAUAUAUCUUUUAAUCUAAAGCUUGGUUCUUUCUAAUGUCAAAAUCAGAAACAAUUGAUAGAAUAAUAAAAUAUGUACAAUUACAAAAUAAUGAUAAACUUACUUAAGUUAGUAUUAUUUUAAAAAAAAGAAACAAAAGAAUUGUUUCUCAUUUUGAGCUAGUAUGAACCAGGCUUAGGUAAUGAAUAAUUGUUGAUAUAAUGGUAUAAUGUAAUAAUUUAUUUUAAAUAUGAAUAAUAAUAAACUGUAGCAGGGCUGUCAAUUCCAGAUACCUUGAGAUAAAUAAAGUGACAUCUUUGUUUCUGCUUCUCAAAUGCCCUUCCCCCCCACCCCCUAAUUUAGUUGGAAUCAUGGCUAGUCUGGAAAUGUUGACAGCUCUGGUGUAGAGAUUAAACUGAGUAUACCUUGAUAUAUAAGCAAAUAUAUUAAUUGAUACACAACUGACAGCAAGCACGGAUCCAAUCCAGACUAAAAAUUACUCAAAGUAUAUUGAGUAUGAUUGAUUUGCAUAUAUCAAAAUAUUAUUUCAUGUAAAGCAAAAGUUGGUUCACUAAAUUGAAGUUGUAUCUGAUGUAGACUGAGGGAGAUGUUUGCAUGUAUGACCACAAACAACAAACCAUUGAACAGAGGCACMMCUAAGGAGAUAUCUUUUUCUUUUAUGCUUGCUGUAUCUUGAUGCCUCUGUUCAAUGCUUUUAUGGUCACUGAACCUGAGUAUUGAAUAUAUGUGAAAACAUGACAGUUUCUUUUGAUGUCCAUUCUCCCAGUAAACAUUCUAACUCCAUGUCUCUGACUWCACCAGGUAUAACUGCAAAGUAUUAUAUGCUUAGUUUGCUGGCCACAUUCCACAAUGAUAAAGGAGGAGGUUUUCUUAGUCAUGUGGUAAUAUUAUCUAUAUUUGCAUGUAUUGAGUUCAAAAAGAAAAAAAAUGCAGUUAAUUUGCAGGGGUUUUUUUAUUUUUGUCCAUCUUAUUGGGGAAGCUUCCUUCUGCAAAAGUUUCUUUGAUGUUUUUAUGUCUUUCUGGAAUUAUACAUACAGUAGUAUAUUUCUAGAAAAUGAAAGGAAACAAAGGAUGAUUAAUGUUGCUUGUGUGUGCAUAAAGACACUGUUUGGUCCGUCUGCAGGCAAACAACCAAACUGUAUUAACUUUAAUUUAUUUAAUGUUUUAUUUGAAACCAUUAAAAUUGAUUUAAUGUAAAA
Molecule: messenger RNA, 4851 nt
Organism: Exaiptasia diaphana
Lineage: Eukaryota; Metazoa; Cnidaria; Anthozoa; Actiniaria; Aiptasiidae
Product: bcl-2-like protein 1
Exons: 2
Coding region: 287-826 (179 amino acids)
Biological process (GO): regulation of apoptotic process; intrinsic apoptotic signaling pathway in response to DNA damage; extrinsic apoptotic signaling pathway in absence of ligand
Cellular component (GO): mitochondrial outer membrane
Molecular function (GO): protein heterodimerization activity; protein homodimerization activity
Source: RefSeq, a predicted model, not a curated record